Tachysurus fulvidraco (yellow catfish) is the source of this 2845-nucleotide messenger RNA. RefSeq names its product leukocyte receptor cluster (LRC) member 9 (gene leng9). The record is from RefSeq and is a predicted model, not a curated record. NCBI's taxonomy places the organism in Eukaryota, Metazoa, Chordata, Actinopteri, Siluriformes, Bagridae. Gene Ontology annotation, molecular function: metal ion binding. Bases 288 to 1802 code for a protein of 504 amino acids. The transcript has 6 exons.
AUAACAUAACGUGUAGCUUGGCGACACCCUGUAAUCGUGUCCACCCAGGAAUGACUCAGUGUGAACAGGGUACAAUGCAAACAGGAUGAUGUCAUGACGGCACAUUUUACUAAAGCCGUUCACAUCGACUUCCUCAUUGCCACUUCACCCUUUCAGAUAAGCUCGCUGUCUUUUUUUCUUUAAACCUUACUAAAGGCAAAGCUCUCGAAGCCUUUUACGUCUACAGCUGUUGUAAUUGAACAACAUUUCAAGAAGUCAUCGUUGUUUUUUAAAUUUACACAUUUAUUAUGGAGCCCAAUGAAGACAAGCAAACAGGAGAAACACAAUCAGAUCCUGAUGCAUCUAAACAAGACCAUGCAGACCUUGACAUCUGCAAGUAUUUCCUGAGGGGCAAGUGUCAUUUUGGAGAUAGAUGUCGCCUGUCUCAUAGUGCAUCUACAUCUGAAACUGGUCAUAAAUCAGAAGAAACAGAAGAGAAAGGAUGCAAGAAACGUAAAACCAGAAGAAAAUCAUCAGGCAAAUCAUACAAGGCCAAAGAAGAUGAAAACAACGGGCCUCAGAAGAGGCAGCGAAUGCGCACAGCAGACGAUGUCAUCUCCAGGAUACUGUGGGAUAACUCUGUGGACCCAGCAGACUUUAUAGUGGGCCACUUGGACCGCUUUCUGGGAGUUCUGGAACGCCCUUUCUCUGACUUCUCAUGGGACACUCAGGUGUGUGACUGUGACUAUUCAGAGGAAAUGGCUAUUCCUCGUCACAGGAUCCAGUACUUUAGCUAUAAAGGUCAGCGUUUAUGGGACAGAGACAGUCGAACUGACCAUGUGUUUGGCUCCACAGGGCAGCCAGUUAUGUCCCCAUUUGAUACGGGGGAUCAACCACAAGAAAUUGCUGCUCCAGAUACAGCAGAAGACGAGGAAGGAUUGACUGUCGAUAAAAACGAGCAGGGUUCCGUAAACCACAGCUUAAUGGAAGCUGCAGAUCAGGAAACUCUUGGUGGUGCUGAAGAAACAUUAGUCUGUACCCCAAAUAUACAAAUGGACAAAGGUUGUGAGGAGGCAGAUCUAGCUCAGCAGGCAGAGGGACUAUCCAUCUCACCCGGAAAAGAACAUAUCACAAAACAGGAUGAAUGGAUAGACAGCUGGGACAAGCAGGAAGGGAAGGAUGAAGAGGCAGAGCAUGUGCAGCCCAUACCUCAAGAGCCACGCCCAGGCCGCCAACGACGUAAACCCACUCAUUUCAUUUGCUUCCGUGUGGACUCACCUGCAGCCUUGCGGGCUUUCCAUCUUGUCCAGAGGAAAGUUAUGACCCACCUGCCUCAAUCAGAGCCGUGGUGGGUGAAACCAGAGUCACUGCACAUUACUCUUUCACUACUCGUUCUUCAAGGCCCCGCGGACGUCUUUGCUGCUAGCGAGCUCCUUCGUUCAUUGGUCAAAAACUUCUACAAACCACCCACCUCUGUCUUCUUCACUCCUAGACUGAGGCAUUUCAAUGGAAAAGUUCUCCAUGUAGCCCCUCAGCCACUUUCAGACAUCCAGACCCUGAACGCUCCCUUUCAGGAAGCGUUCAGGGAGAAAGGUUGGCUACAUCGUGACUCACGAAACCCCACCUAUCAUCUCACACUAGCUAAAGUGACAGACGUGGAAGAAGAAAGGAUAUUUGAAGAAGUGUGGAAGAUUAAACUGGCUAAAGAUUUGAACUUUGGGAAACUAACCGUGGGUAAUUUGUACCUGUGUGUCAACAGUGUUCCACGCACCGCAGAUGGCUUUUAUGAGACAGUGUGUUCUGUGCCAUGGCCCACUGUAUAACAGCAACAAGCAUGUCAUUUUUUACAUAUCAAGCAACAAACAAAAAAUCUGGAUCGGAGUCUGGAUCAUAAUAUCUAUGUUUACACAAUGUCUAAUGUCCAUAUUUUAAUAAUGUGUAUUCUUUAAUUAAUAAUAAGAUAAUUUAAAGAAAUUUGUAAUUGACCAUUUUUAAAUACAUCCUUGAUAAUUCUUGCCAUUUUUAAAAAUGUGAGGCCAGCAUGUGAGCAUAUGUUAAAAAUGAUUAUUUAGGAGGGUUUAGGAGUUUGGAGACCUCUCUGAUAGUAAUACAAAUCUACAUGUAACUCUGAGAAGAAGGAUUGUAAUGGCAAUUACCUAUUUAUUGUGCAGGUUUAUCUGAUAUAGACAACCAUAGGUUACUCAGCUCAUCACAGUUAAUACAGCAGUUAGUUCAACUGAUCUUUUAUCACAGUCAUUCGAUUUUUUAAUCACAUUUAUGUGACAGAAGCAAUAUGUACAAGUUAGGCCUGUCAGAUUUAUUAUAGCAAUUAUAUAAAAUGAUUUGUUUCACAUGUUUAUGACAUAAGAGACAAUAUGAACUAGGUGUGUUUUCAUAAGUUGGCCAAUAAAUCACAUCAUGAAACAGCUGAUCUGUCUACAUUUCUCCAUUGUUAUUUUCUUGAAAGCAUUAAGUGUCACAUGAUUAAAAUAAUCUGCUUAACAUUGUGCAACCAAAACAGCUCUGACUUGCCAACGUAUGGACUCCACAAGACCUCCAAAGGUGUGCUGUUGCUGGCAUCAUGACUUUAGCAAAGGAUCCUUACCUUUUAUCCCAGACUAUCAUGAGCACAGACUCAAAGUGUUGUUUUUUGUUUGUUUGUUUGUUUGUUUGUUUUUCUGAUCUUCAGCUGUAUAGUUUGCCUGAAUCUGUGCACAUGAUAGCCUCAGAUUCUUGGUUGAUAAGAGUGGAAACCCAUGUGAUAUUCUGCUAUUGUAUUGCAUCCACCUGAAUGUUUGAUGCCUUUUGUGUUCUCAGGUGCUUUACUACUCACCACAGUAAUAAAAUGUAAUUAUUUGAGAUGGCA